AUGGACACCGAAAUUGCGAACGAAACUCGCAAGGCAACGGCACGACAACUAGAGAUGCAGCUAAAAACAACAGCACAGGACCUACACGAGUCGAGGGCCUUGUCGAAGCAGUUGUUGGAGGAAAGGGAGGAAAGCGAAGUGGAGCUCCAGAAGGUAAUCAACAAAAACUCAGAAUUGAGAAGGGAGCUGGCGGACAACGAUGUGCAGCUGACUGAUGCCCGCGGAGAAGUGGACCGUUUGCAAGGCACAAUAGACACCUUCAACCAGUGCGCUUCGACACAUGAACAUCUUACCGUCAAGUGCCUCGGCGGCUCCACCAGCAUCAACUACAUGAUGUACACGCGCGGGAACCGACGCGACUACGACGACCUCGCCAUCGACGGCUGGGCCUGGGAAGACCUCGAGCCCUACUUCCUCAAAUACGAAGGCUUGCAAGACUUAGAUAAACUACCGCCCACUUCCAUCCCUUAUCAUAACACUAAUGGCACUAUGAAAGUAGAAUUCUUCGGCGACUCCGGAAAUUCUUGGCAUUCCAGAAUAGUACAAGGUUUUAAAACUCUCAACGUUCCUUUAAAUCCCGAUGUUAACGCAGAGUCAGAAAUCGGGGUGACGCAAGUUGUUGGGUACGUGCACAAAGGCGAGCGCAUGAGCACCGCGCGCGGGUACCUCGCUCGCGACGACGUCAAGAGCGUGCUCAAGGUCGCGAAGGACGCGCACUGCGCCGGUGUUAUCUUCGACGACAAUAAUAACGCGAUAGGAGUCAAGGUUAUAACAAAGGACGGAUCUGAAAACAAGAUUUUUCGACUUUAUGCGAGGAAAGAAGUGAUUCUCUCAGCGGGGACCAUCGGGACUGCGCAAAUACUGAUGCUUUCUGGCAUAGGACCAGCGGCUCAUUUAAAUAGUCUAGGUAUUCCUGUGCGCGCUGAUCUACCCGUAGGCGAUAACCUUAGCGAUCACGUGUUACCUCUGAUAUACAUACCAGUUCCUCGGGGACAGGAUGCGCCCAGAAUAAAUCCUUUCAGAGCUUACAGCAACGCCCAUGAUCUCAUGCAGUGGUGUAAAUCGCGCACAGGAACGUUAGCUUCCAACGGAGUCACUGACGUCACCGUAAUGCUCAAUACCCGCUGCUACGACUUUGGUCAGCAUAAACUGUUGCACAACAGCUCCGAAUGCGAACUCUCUUCACUACAAAUGGUCCACUCGUUUAUAGAGUACAACCAGAUACCUGGCAACGAGGAUCUCGUUCAAAGAACGACAGGCUUAAACAUGGACAUUAUUCAGCAGCUUAGCGCCACAAAUAAGAACCAAGCGAUAAUUGUGGCCACUCCGGUCGUGCUUAGACCAUAUUCCCGCGGUACUAUCCGUUUGACCAGUACUGAUCCUAUGGAACAUCCAGCUAUUUUCCCGAACUAUUUAGCGGACGACCGGGACGUCGAGGAGAUGCUGCGGAGUAUUACGAUCCUGGAGCACCUGGUAGAAACGCCGGAGUACGCGGCGCGCAACGCAUCUAUCCUGCACUUGGAGUUGCCUGGAUGUCCUGAGUACUCGGCUGAUCGCGAGGGGUACUGGAAGUGCUACAUCCGUCACUUGACGUACUCGGUGUUCCACGCGGAGGGCAGCGCGCGGCUGGGCGCGGUGGUGGACGGGCGGCUGCGCGUGCGCGGCGCGGCGCGCCUGCGCGUGGCCGACCUCGGCGUGCUGCCAGACCUGCCGCGCGGCAACACUGCCGCCGCCGCCAUCGCUAUUGGGGAACGUGUCGCCGAUUUCAUACUGAAGGGGGAUAAAAAAUAA
This is a messenger RNA of Leguminivora glycinivorella, 1791 nucleotides long. Its product is annotated as ecdysone oxidase-like. NCBI's taxonomy places the organism in Eukaryota, Metazoa, Arthropoda, Insecta, Lepidoptera, Tortricidae. The transcript has 2 exons. The record is from RefSeq and is a predicted model, not a curated record. Gene Ontology annotation, molecular function: ecdysone oxidase activity; flavin adenine dinucleotide binding. Bases 1 to 1791 code for a protein of 596 amino acids.